GCCCGUAUUAAAAAGAUUAUGCAAGCUGAUGAAGAUGUUGGCAAGAUAGCUUUGGCAGUGCCUGUUUUAGUCUCGAAAUCUUUGGAAUUGUUCUUGCAAGACCUUUGUGAUCGUACGUAUGAGAUUACCCUUGAAAGAGGAGCCAAGACCGUCAGCUCAUUGCACCUAAAACAUUGUGUGGAAAGAUAUAACGUGUUUGAUUUUCUGAGGGAAGUUGUGAGUAAGGUGCCUGACUAUGGUCAUUCGCAAGGGCAAGGCCAUGGUGAUGUUACCAUGGAUGAUCGCAGCAUCUCCAAGAGAAGGAAGCCCAUCAGCGACGAAGUGAAUGACAGCGACGAAGAAUAUAAGAAAAGCAAAACGCAAGAGAUGGGGAAUGCUAAGCCCAGUGGCAGGGGUGGUAGAGGAAGAGGGCGGGGAAGAGGUCGUGGUGGACGAGCUGCAAGAGCAGCCGAAAGAGAGGGUCUCAACCGCGACAUGGAACUAGAAACCGCCAUAGUGGGACAGCCACCUCCAGAAGACAGUAUUAAGAUGCAUCUAUCAGAGUCAUCACCACAAGAGAAUGAGAAGAAAGACGUUGAUGGCUCAGCAGCAUCUAACGAAGACACCAAGCAACACCUUCAAAGUCCAAAAGAAGGCAUCGACUUUGAUCUCAACUCUGAAUCUCUUGACCUAAAUGAGACCAGACUGGCACCAGCCACAGGCACAACAAGCAGCGUAGCCACAGCCCCAGAGGAAUAUUCGGGAUGGCCUAUGAUGGAUAUUGGCAAAUUGGAUCCAGCACAGCUUGCCAGUCUGGGUAAGAGGAUAGACGAGGAUGAAGAAGAUUAUGACGAAGAAGGCUAAGGCAUGGCAGUACCAUAGGAUAUAUAGAGUAGCAGCGUUUAGCGGUUUGUUUAGAAAAUGCUUCCUUCCUUCUGUCGUCAAAAUCUUCUUCCUUGCUUCCAUUUUAUUGUAUGAACCAAAGAUUGUAUGCGCUUUAUGAAACUUCUUAAUUUUAUUAUCCUGAUAUGUUA
Camelina sativa (false flax) is the source of this 1013-nucleotide messenger RNA. The record is from RefSeq and is a predicted model, not a curated record. NCBI's taxonomy places the organism in Eukaryota, Viridiplantae, Streptophyta, Magnoliopsida, Brassicales, Brassicaceae.